AUGGCCAUCGAAUGGGGAUCCGAGACCAAAGGUGCCGAUGUCGUCAAUGCCUUUCCCAUGAGCGUCAAGAAACGAACAUUCCUCUUGACCGGAGUCAGUGGAACAGGACUAUCAGCAGCAACCGCCGAGGCCCUGGCAAGCGGCGAUGCAGCCGCCAUAAUUCUGAUGGGCAAGUCGCAGGCCGAAGCGCAAGCGAUGAUCGACGACAUCAAUCACCAACAUCCCAAAGUGAAGCUAAUCUUCAUCUCGGUAGAUUUUGGCCGGUUGGCCUCUGUGCGCGAGGCGGCGGAAGCUAUCAAGAAGCUUGAAGUGCCUAUUGAUGGGUUUGUGGGGUUUCCCACGAUAAUGGCCGGGCUAUGGAUGAAGACGGAGGAUGGAAUCGAGUCUCACUUCCAGUGCAACUAUCUCAGCAAUUUCCUCCUGAUCAAUUUGGUGGUGCACUUGAUGCCAGCGGGUUCAAGGGUGGCCAUGGUUUGCUCUAGUAUCCGGCCUGAAGCGCCGCCACCGGCGUGGGAUGACCCUAAUUUCGCAGAUGGAAAGACAUAUCAUCCAUUGGAUGCCUAUGCUCUAUCGAUGUUUGCCAACGUUCAAAUGAUCAACUGUCUGGCUAUCACGGGCUGUGGACGGUCAAUGGGCACCUUUUCUGUCAAUGCCGGAAACACCAAGCCAAGCCUUCAAACCGUUGCUUCGCCAGAGCAGGUAGCUUCAUGGCUCCAAAGGAAGAAAGAGUCCCUGUUUGAAGUGGGGGAAGAUCUACCGCUUCUUCUUCAACAAGCGCCAAAGUCGGCGUCGCAGGGAAUUGCCACGAUUCUCAGAGCUCUUCUGGAUCCGGAUAUCAGCGAACGCUCUGGCGCAUACCUCGACAAUUGCCACAUUCUUGCUCUGCCGAACAUUGACUUUCCUGCUGGUGAGGAAAACGGUCGAGCGUUGUGGACACGGAGUGAGCAGCUGGUAGGGCAGGAGUUUAAACGUCUCUAG
Messenger RNA from Aspergillus lentulus, 978 nucleotides. Lineage: Eukaryota; Fungi; Ascomycota; Eurotiomycetes; Eurotiales; Aspergillaceae. The record is from RefSeq and is a predicted model, not a curated record.